This is a messenger RNA of Microthlaspi erraticum, 411 nucleotides long. NCBI's taxonomy places the organism in Eukaryota, Viridiplantae, Streptophyta, Magnoliopsida, Brassicales, Brassicaceae. The record is from the annotation of a GenBank genome assembly.
AUGGCCUCCAGUUGCAUAGAUGAUUGUGUAAACAUCAAAAGGGAGGCCAUUUUCGUCCGGACGGUGACGACUUACGCCAAACUCCACAAGUGGCCGAUGGCAGAGGCAGAGUUUGUUCGGUCAAUCAACCACGGUGGUAGCCUGCGUCGUCCAAUGGCGGCUGAUAGCAGAUCUUGUAGGCAAAUGUACCUUAGAAGCUAUACUUUCUCAAGACAAGAGAACCUAGAUGACGGUGGUAGAGGUGGUGGUGGUGACGGAGACUCCGGUGACCGAAGAAACGAAGGAGGGAAAAGGAAGGCAGCAAAGAAAGGUAUGAGGAAGAGCGAAACAACUUCGUGUAGGGCGUUUGUUUUCAGACUCGUAUGGAAAUGUUUUUCUUGUGCAUCUUCUAGUAAGGUCAAUAUUGAUUGA